UUUCUUAGAUAUGUCACUUGCCUUAGGAUAUAUAAAUGCCCGUAGCGCAGUCGGGAAAUCAGUUGGUUGUAUUCUCCACAAGGAACAAGUAAGGAAUAACCAUGCAACUCUUCAUUGUCCUGGCGGCUUGCUUUGCAGCAGCUUUUGCUCAAUCGCCAGCCAAAAAAUUGGAAGAAACCCUCAUCAGUAUAAGGGAUCAAAUGCCAUGCGGAUUCCCCGAUUGGGGUCUUCCCCCAUUGGCCCCCCUCCAAGGAGAUUACUUCAACCUUUACCACAAACUCUGGAUUUUGCAAAUCAACGGUGGUGCGUCGGACUUCCUCAUUGAAGGCUUGAAUGACUUCGACAUUAGCAACGUUAACCUGAACGUUCUAACUCUCAAACUGAACAUGGACCUGAACUUCAACAAGAUCCAUGCGAAGGGCAAAUAUUUCAUCGAAUCAUUCAUCAUUAGCCCAUUAAAGCUUAAAGGAAAGGGAACAUUCGACAUUAAUCUUACCGACCUCAGCAUAAAGAUUUACGGCCGCAUUGGCAUGGUUGAUGGAAUCCUUCGCUUGAUGGACUUGGAUGUUGUCAUCGGCCUGGACGGCAUGAAAUCCAAAAUUACCGGACUUGUUGGACCAUUGGGCACACUAGUAUUGAGCAGCAUUGUUGACAAGGUCAUAGUUGGUUUCAUUGCAGAUAAUCAGGAAGCUCUCACGGAUAACAUUCGCGAAAUCCUCCUUCCACAAAUCAAUAACCUUUUGAAGGAUUUCACUAUUAGUGAUGUUUUGCAAUUACUUCAAAACUCACCAGAAUUCCCACCAUGUGUCGCAAAGGCCGCUUAAAUGUUUGGAUCAGUGAAUAAAAGAUUGAGAUAAUUUCGAGCAAAA
Messenger RNA from Hermetia illucens (black soldier fly), 869 nucleotides. RefSeq lists its product as uncharacterized. The transcript is spliced from 3 exons. Bases 102 to 824 code for a protein of 240 amino acids. Lineage: Eukaryota; Metazoa; Arthropoda; Insecta; Diptera; Stratiomyidae. The record is from RefSeq and is a predicted model, not a curated record.